UUCAUAUAGGCGUAAGCCGAUGAUUACUUUCCUCAGUUGUAAGUGGUUCCUCUCCGCCAAUGAAUCCAUAGGUGUGAGGAGUCUUUCAGAGUUAGAGUCUGAGCACUCGGUCCAGGUUGCUAUGAUGGCUGCUCGUAAAGCCGAGCUUGCUCAGAAACAGAAGAAAAAGUCUGCCAAUCCUCCUCUCUCAAGCAAAGACGGUGAAGAGCUCCUUCCUACUGACGAUGAUGUCGAGACUUCUGAGGAGGGGUAUGUGGAUAUAGAUAUCGACCAAGAAGAACUUGACGCAGGUAGGACAGCCGACGACCAUGAGUCGCUCGCUUCCCGUCGUGCGAGAUUCAGGCCUGGUGGCCAAGCUCCUACCCAGGUUGAUACACGUGGCCAGUCCACGCACGAACGACCCGUUGGUUCUAUGAGGGGGUGAUAUUCCGAAAAAGAAAAA
Molecule: messenger RNA, 442 nt
Organism: Asparagus officinalis (garden asparagus)
Lineage: Eukaryota; Viridiplantae; Streptophyta; Magnoliopsida; Asparagales; Asparagaceae
Exons: 2
Coding region: 20-424 (134 amino acids)
Source: RefSeq, a predicted model, not a curated record